GGAACUGCGGCUGCAGGAGGAGAGCGUGCGGCUGCAUCAGAUCAACAUCUACCUUAGCGACCGCAUCUCGCUGCACCGCCGCCUGCCGGAGCGCUGGAACCCGCUGUGCAAAGAAAAGAAAUACGAUUAUGAUCAAUUGCCCACGACAUCGAUUAUCAUAGCAUUUUAUAAUGAAGCCUGGUCAACUCUCCUUUGGACAGUUUACAGUGUCCUCGAGACGUCCCCAGACAUCCUGCUAGAAGAAGUUAUCCUGGUAGAUGACUACAGUGAUAGAGAGCACCUGAAGGAACGCCUGGAAAAUGAGCUGUCAAAGCUGCCCAAGGUGCGCCUGAUCCGCGCCAACAAGAGGGAGGGCCUGGUGCGAGCCCGGCUGCUGGGGGCUUCCGCGGCAAAGGGCCAAGUGCUGACCUUCCUGGACUGCCACUGUGAGUGCCACGAGGGGUGGCUGGAGCCACUGCUGCAGAGGAUCCAGGAAGAGGAGUCGGCAGUGGUGUGCCCUGUGAUUGAUGUGAUUGACUGGAACACCUUCGAGUACCUGGGGAACUCGGGAGAACCCCAGAUCGGCGGUUUCGACUGGAGGCUGGUGUUCACGUGGCACGUGGUUCCUGAGAGGGAGAGGAUGCGGAUGCGGUCCCCUGUCGAUGUCAUCAGGUCUCCAACAAUGGCUGGUGGGCUGUUUGCUAUCUGGCAGUGCGGCGGGAUCCUGGAGACACACCCGUGUUCUCACGUGGGCCACGUUUUCCCCAAGCAAGCUCCCUACUCCCGCAAAAAGGCCCUGGCCAACAGUGUCCGUGCAGCUGAAGUGUGGAUGGAUGAAUUCAAAGAGCUCUACUACCACCGCAAUCCCCACGCCCGCUUGGAGCCCUUUGGGGACGUGACAGAGAGGAAGCAGCUUCGCGCCAAGCUUCAGUGUAAGGACUUCAAGUGGUUCCUGGAGACCGUGUAUCCAGAACUGCACGUGCCUGAGGACAGGCCUGGCUUCUUCGGGAUGCUGCAGAACAAAGGACUGAAAGAUUACUGCUUUGACUAUAACCCUCCCAGCGAACACGGCCUCACGGGACACCAGGUCCUCCUGUACCUCUGCCACGGGAUGGGCCAGAACCAGUUUUUCGAGCACACGUCCCAAAAUGAAAUUCGCUAUAACACCCACCAGCCAGAGGCCUGCAUCGCUGUGGAGGCAGGAACAGAUAUCCUCAUCAUGCACCUCUGCCAGGACACGGCCCCGGAGAACCAGAAGUUCAUCCUGCAAGAGGACGGUUCUUUAUUUCACAUACAGUCCAAGAAAUGUGUUCAGGCUGAGAAGAAGGCACUCAGCAACAGUUUCGUACCACUCUUACGAGACUGCACCAACUCGGAACAUCAGAAAUGGUUCUUUAAAGAACGCAUGUCAUAAAGUGUCGCUGCACCACGAAGACCACAUGGGAGAGGGGGCCCUGGACGUAGCCCAGAAGACUUCGUCUUGUGCAGUGACAGGCCCACCCAAAACUUGGCUGCUCUUUUUUUAUAAGGAAAUCACUGUGCAAUUUGUGAAAGCGAUGUGGUAAGAAUGUGAAUAAGCUUUGUACUGUUUUUUAAAAACUUUAAAAUUGUUCCCAAAUACCUGAUUUUCAAAGGGUAAUCAUAAAAUGUUAAUUCUUGGUAGUCAGAGAAUUAAAAGCCUUCAAAUAUUUUUCUAUCAAGAUCGGUUGUGCCUUUUUAUUCCCUUGGCAAAAAAAGUAAAUGUUUUACUCUGGUAUUUACAAGGAUUUCCAGGUAUGAAGAUGUGUGCACGUGUUGAAGUUAGACUCAUGUAAUGUACUUUGCAUAAACUGAUAAUACUUCAGAUGUUGGUUUCGAUUUUUCUCACUGUGGACAGAUGGACAGUGGUAACAUUCUGCUGAUUCCUUCAGGGCAUUGAGAUAACAUAGAUUUAUUUAAUAAAGAAUGCUACUUGGUUAUGUAUUGUUGCCAUAGACAAACCUCCAGUUAAAAUUUAUGUUAGCCAAAGAAGACUAACCAAAGCUGAAAUCUCAAAGGAAUAACUUGAUAUCUCGGGCUAAUAAAAACUUCCACCACACGGGGUGGACUUCCAACAAUGCA
Messenger RNA from Myotis brandtii (Brandt's bat), 2079 nucleotides. It is a transcript of the gene GALNT12, whose product is annotated as polypeptide N-acetylgalactosaminyltransferase 12. Gene Ontology annotation, cellular component: Golgi apparatus. Lineage: Eukaryota; Metazoa; Chordata; Mammalia; Chiroptera; Vespertilionidae. The coding region runs from base 620 to 1393 and encodes 257 amino acids. The record is from RefSeq and is a predicted model, not a curated record. The transcript is spliced from 10 exons.